UGAAGAACCGGUGCACAGACAUUUACGGCUAACAGAUGGACAAUUCGAUGAAAUAUGUGCGGAAUACCAUAAUUGGAGACAACAACAAGGAGGAGGAAACAGGAGGUAUUUAUUCUCUGUGAAGAGAAUGGAGACAUUUUUGCUGUAUUUGGCCUCUGGUGGCUACCACCGACAAAUUGGAUACACACAGGGUAUAGCCAAAUCAACAGCCAUAUUACACAGUAGGGAAGUUUCAGACUUCUUUAUGGAUAUAGCUGGCGAGCACAUUGCAUUUCCACGGAGGGAAGAACUUGACCAGUUAAGCACUAGCCUUCGGGAUAUAGAUGGUGUUGAAAAACAUGUUGUCAUGUAUUUGGAUGGUGUAAUCAUAAAAAUUCAGCGUCCAGAUCAUGCUGGAGACGCUUACUACUGUGGCCGGCCUGGUAAAAGCUGUGACUCUAUAAACACCCAGUAUAUUGUUGACAAGUUUGGCAGAGUACGUCAUCUCAUCACAGGGCUUCCAGGAGCAACACAUGACAAGACUGCUACAGAAUGGGGUGAUGACUUCAUGAGAUACUUGGAUCAACUUCCGGACGAUGAUGUUGUGCUUGGUGAUGCUGCUUACCGGAAUUUGCAUCCUGCUGUUUUGGUCCCAUUUAUAGGAAAUAACCUUCAACCAGACCAGUUCGCUUUCAACAAUCGCUGUACCAGAAUUCGUCAAAUUGUUGAACGUACCAUUGGGGCAUCUGAACUCAAAUGGCGCAUGAAUCAAAUGAAGGAGAAUAGGUAUCCUGCCAAGUAUGGCCCCUUAUUUGCUGCCAAAUGUACCAUUGCAACUUGUGUGUUACAUAAUCGAUACACCAAUUUCUUGGGGUAACAUCU
Lineus longissimus is the source of this 861-nucleotide messenger RNA. RefSeq lists its product as uncharacterized. The record is from RefSeq and is a predicted model, not a curated record. The coding region runs from base 128 to 856 and encodes 242 amino acids. Lineage: Eukaryota; Metazoa; Nemertea; Pilidiophora; Heteronemertea; Lineidae. The transcript has a single exon.